Molecule: messenger RNA, 1826 nt
Organism: Aspergillus versicolor CBS 583.65
Lineage: Eukaryota; Fungi; Ascomycota; Eurotiomycetes; Eurotiales; Aspergillaceae
Gene: nimX
Product: cyclin-dependent serine/threonine-protein kinase CDC28
Exons: 4
Coding region: 384-1355 (323 amino acids)
Biological process (GO): signal transduction; regulation of gene expression; regulation of G2/M transition of mitotic cell cycle
Cellular component (GO): cytoplasm; nucleus; cyclin-dependent protein kinase holoenzyme complex
Molecular function (GO): ATP binding; cyclin-dependent protein serine/threonine kinase activity; cyclin binding
Source: RefSeq, a predicted model, not a curated record
GCCAAAACGAAAACCACUCUCCCUCAAUUGAACAGGAAUUCCCCGACUCGACCGACCAGGUAAGUAAAUUUAGCUAUCGUCGGAUAUAGCUAGCCCUUGAUUGGGAACUGGGUCUCUCCCCUUACUCGCGCGCUCGAUAUACCGCCAUCCCUCGCAGACCGAUCGAACCCUGCCCUCUGCGGCGGUUGUUUUUCUGCGCCUUUGUCCCCGGGCAACAUCACGGCAUUCAUUGUUGCCCUGCAGUCAAACUUGUGACUUGUGUCCUGCACCCCACGACGCCGGUGGACUCUGCCUCACAUUGCGCUCGUUUUAAUUCUAUCGGAGCUGGCAAAAUACGAUCGUACCGCGUCAUUUCGAUAAGCGGCGGCUGUUAAGCGAUCAACAUGGAGAAUUAUCAGAAGAUUGAGAAAAUCGGCGAGGGAACCUACGGUGUUGUUUACAAGGCUCGUGAACUCACCCACCCGAACCGCAUUGUUGCGUUGAAGAAAAUCCGACUCGAAGCUGAAGAUGAAGGCGUACCAAGCACGGCAAUCCGUGAGAUCUCUCUGCUUAAGGAAAUGAAUGACCCGAACAUUGUUCGACUACUCAACAUCGUGCAUGCAGAUGGGCAUAAACUAUAUCUUGUUUUCGAAUUCCUGGACCUCGAUCUCAAGAAGUACAUGGAGGCACUGCCGGUUAGUGAGGGUGGACGCGGUAGGGCUUUGCCAGAUGGUUCCUCCCUCAGCAGGAACUUGGGCCUGGGAGAUGCGAUGGUCAAGAAAUUCAUGGCACAAUUGAUUGAGGGCAUCCGUUACUGUCACAGUCACAGAGUCCUGCACCGUGACUUGAAACCUCAGAACCUCCUGAUCGACCGUGACGGUAACCUGAAACUGGCGGAUUUUGGACUGGCAAGGGCAUUCGGUGUUCCUCUGAGAACCUACACACACGAGGUGGUGACGCUAUGGUACCGAUCCCCUGAAAUCCUUCUGGGUGGCCGCCAGUACUCCACCGGUGUCGACAUGUGGUCUUGCGGUGCCAUUUUUGCUGAAAUGUGUACUCGCAAGCCGCUGUUCCCCGGAGAUUCUGAAAUCGAUGAGAUCUUCAAGAUCUUCCGACUACUCGGUACUCCAGAUGAGGUCCUCUGGCCAGGAGUUACCUCCUUCCCUGAUUACAAGCCAACCUUCCCCAAGUGGAAACGUGAAGAAACUCACAAUCUGGUACCUGGCCUCGAAGACGAUGGCCUUGACCUGCUGGAGGCCCUACUUGAAUAUGACCCAGCCCGGCGCCUCUCGGCCAAACAGGCUUGCAUGCACCCCUACUUCCAGAACGGCAGCUCGUACUAUUCUGGUCGCACCAGACGCAAUGGCUUUCAUUGAUUGGAUGAUUCAUGAGUUUCGUUUAUAUGUAAUCUACGUUCGUAUACCAAUGGCUGUGGCCGACAGGGGUUGAACCGGGAUUCUUGCAGGUGGUGACGAUGCGGCUGACAUACGUUCUUGGGCCGACCGACUUCACCCCUUGAUCCCGACGUCUUGUUACACUGUACCGUGCCUUGUUCAUUCGUUCUUUUAUUUCUUUUGUUCGGGGCGUUUGUUAUGGAGUGAUUUGGUAGGAAAGAAAUUAGGCUAUGGAUACUCCAAGGACUUUAUAUUUUCUUUUCAAAAUAUGUUCCUAGUUGCUACAGUAUAUACCCAUUCCAAUAAGUUCAUAAGCAGCCUGGGAAGUGACGGAGGAUGAUGGGAACCGAUUAGGUGCUUCAAGAUUGCCCAGGACCACCUGCAGUCCUGCAGUCCGACAUGGAGGGCUUUUUUUGUCUUUUCGCCCGUGCGCCAAUACGGUAAUGACUCCAU